Messenger RNA from Stomoxys calcitrans (stable fly), 2820 nucleotides. It is a transcript of the gene Tango5, whose product is annotated as vacuole membrane protein 1. The transcript is spliced from 5 exons. The record is from RefSeq and is a predicted model, not a curated record. Bases 659 to 2161 code for a protein of 500 amino acids. Lineage: Eukaryota; Metazoa; Arthropoda; Insecta; Diptera; Muscidae.
UUUAUUUGCUCUUCUUUGGCGAGACAGAAACCAAAAAACAAUUUUUAAGGUUAAUUAAUUAAAACCCUUACGUGCGGUUGGAUAGGAGAUAUGUUAAUUAAUUUUUAUAUUCGCCUCAAUCGAAACGAAACAUAAGACGAAUUUAAGGCUCAUUAGUUAAACUAAAGCAGGAUUUAAGCUGGCAUCCUUAAGACAAAGAAUAGAAACCACAACUAACACACCGCCGCCAACACUAAAACCACCAGCACCACCAAAAACCAAACCAAGGGAAACCACGGCAACACCAUAAGAAGUAGCUUCAGCACGAUAACACCAUCACCAGCAGCACACCAACUACCAUUCUACAUGAUAAGCAUAUUAUAAGAGUUUUUAUACGCCAAAUCAAAAUCAAACAAAAUAAAAACAAAGAAAAAAACUAAAGCAAUUCCACAACAUCCAAAAACGAGACCAAACCACAGCAAUAGCAGGAACAUUUUUUUUUAAUUUUGCAAGAGAAACUUAAAGCUUAAGGAAACGUCAGCGGCGGCGGCGUCGGCAACGACACAAAGGUGAGGACAAAGUCGUCUACUUAGGCAUUUGUCAAAGGACAAAACAACAAACAACUGAAAUCCCCAAUAGCAACUAGCUAACGUUGAAACCUUAGUAAUUCAGCUUCUAAAUGUCACAGCAUACAAAGAAGGACAAAGAAGCAAACAAUGCGCGACAGAGGAAAAAUGUAGAGAAUUCUCAUAAGCAAAAGACCUCCAACAAUAGCUCCUUGUCUCCCACCUCCAAUAAGUCCUCUAAGAAAGAAUCGCCAACCGCCACAAAGUCCAAGACACCGCCAUCCACAUCCACAUCAUCAUCAUCCUCGGCCUCAAACUCAGCGGAUAAACAGCAACACCACAAGAAAGUUAAUAACGGAAAUCUAGCAUUGAAUAUGAAACAAACGAAACCCUUGAACAAACAACAAAAGGAGAAACUCAAAGCCGAACGAGAAGCUUUAGUAUUAUGGAGACAUCCAAUAAAAACAUUGUCAUACUGUAGUUUAGAAAUAAUUGAACUUGUUAAGACUUUAGGACGAAAAUUAUUAGAAAGAAAAAUUUGGAUUUGUGUAUAUGCAAUUUUAGCUAGUUUUAUAGCUAUAUUUUAUCAAUUACCGGGACCCCAUCAAGUGCUGGUGGAGUUUCUUAAGCAAAACACAUGGUUUGUGGUUUAUUGGACUGGCUUGGGUAUCCUCUCAUCGGUGGGUUUGGGCACUGGCCUGCACACGUUCUUACUGUAUUUGGGCCCACACAUAGCCAGUGUGACAUUGGCUGCCUAUGAAUGCAAUUCAUUGAAUUUCCCCAAGCCACCAUAUCCAGAUGACAUCAUUUGUCCGGAUGAACCCUAUGACAAGAGAGUGCCAAAUAUAUGGAGUAUUAUGUCCAAAGUGCGGCUUGAAGCUUUCCUAUGGGGUGCUGGUACAGCCCUAGGAGAAUUGCCACCCUAUUUCAUGGCUAAGGCCGCACGUUUGUCUGGCUAUGAUCCUGACGAUGCUGAAGAAUUGGCUGAAUUCGAAGCCUUAAAAGCCAAAAGAAAUCAAAAGGAUUUAAGUCUAAUGGAUAGGGGAAAAUUAUUUAUGGAACGUGUGGUGGAACGCAUAGGUUUCUUUGGCAUUUUGGCUUGUGCCAGUAUACCAAAUCCCUUGUUCGAUUUGGCAGGCAUUACCUGCGGCCACUUCCUAGUGCCAUUCUGGACCUUCUUUGGCGCCACUUUAAUUGGCAAAGCCAUAGUGAAAAUGCACAUACAAAAAGUCUUUGUUAUCAUUGCCUUUAAUGAGACGCUCAUUGAAAAAGCCGUCGAUACUUUAUCGGCUAUUCCUGUGAUUGGCAAAAAACUGCAGGAGCCCUUCAAGGGUUUCCUAAACAACCAAAAACAACGCUUGCAUCGUCAACGUAAUGCCACACCAGCGGAAGCUGGUAAUUUGCUUUCGAAAAUCUUUGAGACCUUUGUUAUUUGUAUGGUGUGCUACUUUGUGCUCUCCAUUGUAAAUUCACUGGCCCAAAGCUAUCAUAAACGUUUGCACAAGCACAAGACCAACAGCAAUAGCAGCACACCCUCAGCCACCAGCCCCACUACCAGCAACACCACACACAGUGCUAACACAAAGAAAUCCAAAAAGGCCGCUCUGAGGGAAUAAUUUCUUGGGUUUUGUUGUUGUCCUCUUUUCUUUUACCAAAUUUGAGAGUUUUACGUUGGUUUCCACCGGAAUAUAAUCUUAAGUGUUAAAUGGUACUUUCCGUUUCCGUUUCCCUUUCCAUGUCCACAAGGGAAAACGUUAUUGUUUUGUUUCCAAUAUCGUUCAUCUGGCAAGGCAGGCGGCAAUCAUCUGCAGCCCGUAUUUUUUUUUUUUGUAUUUAUAAACAAAAAUUUAAUUUCCUUUAGCAAAUUUAUUCUUCUAUUCCUAUGUAAUUUUUUUAAGGAUAUCCCCAAAAACAAAAAGAACGUUAGAGAAUUGAGUCGCGUCAUUUGCUGACACAGACUGAUUGAGUAAAAGCAUGAUGGUGGGCAUGAUGUGUAGUAGAUUUAUUGUGUUAAUGAAAUAAAGUAAAACAGAACAAAAACAAAAAAACUAAGUAAUAAUUUAUAAAUGAAGGCUAGUCUUAAUAUACAUAUAUAUAUAUACACAUAAAAAUUACGAUAUCUUAAAAAAUACUAAGCAUUCAACAAAAAACAAUAAUGCAUAAUGAAAUCAACAAACACUAUUAUAAUACAACAACGUGAAGAAAUUGAAAAAAGACAAAAGUUUACACAGAACAAAAAAAAAAUUUAAAUACAAACGAAAACAAAAAAACAAAA